CGAUAAUAUUUUGAUAUUUUGGGUUGUCCGGUUAGAAAGUACUAUAAUAUAAUAGUAGAAUGUUUUGAAGAGGAUCGAUUUUUCAGUCAGAUCGAAGCAGCCGUAGAAAGAAAAGUCGAUAUUCGAGCGCCCGUCGCUGGCCCCACUGCACCUGUCAAAAUUCUUUCCUGUCUGGACAAAUUGUAGAAAUGAGUACAUUAAUCUCCAAGGCUGAGAAGGAAAAGCAAAAGCUGAUCCAGGACAAGUGUCAGUCGAUUUUAAACGACCUACUCAAAGAUGAGGACAAUAAAUAUUGCGAGGACUGCGAUGCGAAAGGUCCCCGCUGGGCAUCCUGGAAUCUGGGGAUUUUCCUCUGUAUACGAUGUGCCGGGAUACACCGCAAUUUGGGAGUGCAUAUCAGUAAAGUGAGAUCUGUGAACCUAGACACUUGGACACCAGAACAAGUUGUGAGUCUGCAGCAAAUGGGCAACAGCCGGGCGAGGGCCGUUUACGAAGCCAACCUGCCCGACAACUUCAGAAGGCCCCAGCACGACUCGUCGCUGGAGUCGUUUAUCAGGGCAAAGUACGAGCAGAAAAAGUACAUCGCGAAGGAAUGGGUGCCGCCGCCGCUGCCCAAAGUCAACUGGGACAAAGAGAUAGAGGAGAGUCGCAAAAAGAGGGACAAGAGGAGUGUGACUUCUGCGCCAAAGGUCGCGGCCCUGCCCACCCUGGAUGUGUCCAGGAGCCCCAAGCCCAUCCGUGCCCCUACCGAACAAAAAUCUGAUCUGCCAGCCGCGGCGUCAGUUUCUGUCCCGAACACAACCGCAAAGACCUCAGCAUCAGUAGAUCUCCUUGGCCUUGACGCGCCAUCGUCAGAGGGCAACGACAUCUUCUCCAGCUUCCUGAGCGCGCCUCCAAUCUCGAGCGUCGCGUCCUCAGUCGCCGAGGGUCCUGCGGAUGUUGGCAAGAGGACAGAGGAGGAGGACAGCUUCUUCAACCAAUCCACAGUUGACAAGAAGCCGCUGACCAAAGAUUCCAUUAUGGCCUUGUACGCUCAGAGCGCCCCGGCUGUGCAACAACCUCAGUUUCCUGGAAUGAUGCCAGGAUUCCAGAUGCCUCCUCAGCAGCCGCAGUUCGGUCCUAUGAUGGGUCAGAUGAAUCCUAGAUUCGGCAACAACCCCUUCUUCAACCCCGCGAUGGCCCCCGCGGGAUUCCAGCAACAGCAGGUUCGGCCGCAGCAAUCCAAUCAACAAGACCUUUUUGAUUUUUCAUCGCAGCAGCCGCCGCUGUCGCAGCAGAUGGGCCAGCUGAACCUAGGCAAUCCUCAGCAGCAGCCGCAGCCGGCGAUUAACAUGGGCCCCUUCGGAUCGGCGGCAGGUGGUGCGACUUUGUCCACAAACUUGUGGCAGUGACUUUGUUACGAUUCGUAUUUACAUUCCGAAAUACACAUUAUAAUUGUUUUAAGCUUUCAUGUCAA
Messenger RNA from Cloeon dipterum, 1456 nucleotides. RefSeq names its product stromal membrane-associated protein 1. The record is from RefSeq and is a predicted model, not a curated record. Gene Ontology annotation, molecular function: GTPase activator activity; metal ion binding. Gene Ontology annotation, cellular component: cytoplasm. The coding region runs from base 189 to 1391 and encodes 400 amino acids. NCBI's taxonomy places the organism in Eukaryota, Metazoa, Arthropoda, Insecta, Ephemeroptera, Baetidae. The transcript has 7 exons.